This is a messenger RNA of Oncorhynchus kisutch (coho salmon), 3325 nucleotides long. RefSeq names its product proteinase-activated receptor 1. The record is from RefSeq and is a predicted model, not a curated record. Gene Ontology annotation, biological process: blood coagulation; phospholipase C-activating G protein-coupled receptor signaling pathway; positive regulation of blood coagulation. The transcript is spliced from 3 exons. Gene Ontology annotation, cellular component: plasma membrane. Gene Ontology annotation, molecular function: thrombin-activated receptor activity. Bases 170 to 1546 code for a protein of 458 amino acids. Lineage: Eukaryota; Metazoa; Chordata; Actinopteri; Salmoniformes; Salmonidae.
AGGCGUAAACUGUCUGAAAGCGACAGUUAGUUCUCUAUGCAGCAACAGACAAGGAGACCAAACAUACAUACAGGUUGAUAAUAAUACGUGUUCAGAUCUAGAAUAAACGCGUUAGGCUACAUUUGUAAAUCUGUUCAUCUUUAUUGGACUUCAUUACAGUUCUGCAAGAAUGUUUUUCAAAGCCGUUCUAUUCCUGGCAGGCGUGCAUGCGGUUUCAGGCGUUUUUAACGGCAGCUCCAUCGUGAGGACCUUUGCCAGGAGGUUAGUCUCGGAAGGGUCCGUGGUCACAGACGAGCCAAUAGAUGUAGACCUACUGGACUACUACCCAGACAUAGACAGUAAUGGGACUGGAGUUGGACUAAACAAUGUGUCCGGACCGGGAGAGAGAGUUGGGUUUAUAAAUGGGUCCAGACUGAGACCAUUGGAACUGGGCUCUGCCAGGAAUGCGACAGAAGUCUGGUCUUACACCAUCUCUGUUAUGGCCAACAACUUCCUCACAGGCCACCUCUCUACCAUCUUCAUCCCGACGCUUUACACCUUCAUCUUCCUCAUCAGCGUGCCUCUUAACAUUGUUGCCAUGGUGACCUUUGCCCAACGGAUCCGGCCCAUGAAGCCAGCAGUGAUCUACAUGCUGAACCUGGCAGCCGCCGACCUGCUGUUCGCCCUGCUGCUGCCCUUCAAGAUCGUCUACCACUACAAUGGCAAUGACUGGGGCUUCGGCGAGGGGUUGUGCCGCCUGGUCACUGCGGCCUUCUACUGCAAUAUGUACUGCUCCAUCCUCCUCAUGACCUGUGUCAGCGUGGACCGCCUGCUGGCAGUGGCCUACCCCAUCAACUCCCUGUCCUGGAGGAGCCCCCGCAACGCAGCCUUGGCCUGUAGCGCCAUGUGGAUCCUGGCUGUGGGUGGCUCGCUGCCUCUUGUCCUCUCACAGCAGACAGUCUACUACAAUCCACUGGAUAUCACCACCUGCCAUGACAUCCAGGACCUGGAGCUGUUAGAGGAGCAAUACGUCUUCUUCUUUCCUACACUCUCCUGCACCCUCUACUUCCUGCCGCUGUUCGUAAUGGUGACCUGUUACUCCCGGGUGGUGCAGGUGCUCAACAAGGCUCCGUGCGGUGUUGUAGGCCGUUCAAGGCAGAAGGCGCGGGCUGUGGUGAUGGCGGUUACCGUGCUUGUGGUGUUCGUGGUCUGUUUCACACCCACCAACUCCAUUCUCCUCGCUCACUACCUCCAGAUCGCUGGGCAGGUGGGUGGGGAGCCGGACGCUACCCACGUGGCCUACCUCGUGUCACUAUGUUUGGGGAGCAUCAGCUGCUGCCUGGACCCCCUGGUCUACUAUUUUGGCUCGUCCCAGUGCCAGAGGCAGCUGGAGGGGGCGCUGGGAUGCCAGGCGGUCACUGAGGGAAGAAAGAGUCUGGCCUCAUCCUCUGGUUCCUCCAGGACCAGCACCAGGACCAGAAUAAGCACGAGGACCAGCACUAGGAUUACUAAGGUGGAUACCUUCCAGGCCAGCCUCAGCAGCCAGUACAAGAAACUCCUGGUCUGAUGGAUGGAGACACAGAGAGCUGUUUCUUUUUCACUGACAAAAAAUAAAAAUAUAUAUUUAGUAUAUGCUGUAUUUCCACUGUUUCAGACAGUGCAAGAUGCUUCUGGUCUGACAGAUAGACAUGGACCAAAGCUAGGCUAGUUCUGAGGAGAAAAAAUGGAUUUGGCUUGUAUGAUGAAUUCAGUCAGACAUUCAUCCAUAGGUCUGGGUUAGCUAUGCCCAACUGUAAAUAUGAAGAAGAGAUAUACACGUUGUUUCAGACAGUGCAACAAGCUGCUGUCAUGAUUGUCAUGGACCAAAGUUGUUUCUGACCUGUACACCACUACAGUACCACGAAUAUAUAUUUAGGGUAAGAGAAAAGGAAAAUGUAAGUUUUGUGAAAAUGUAAUGGAUAAUACCAUUUUUAAUCUUGAAGCAGGUUUAAAUUCCCCAAAACGAUUUAUUUUAUGUUUGAUGGUCUGCGAUAAGGGAAUAACAAAGGAGUCUUUAUUCAAUCCUGUAUUUGACCAUUUCUUAAACGCUCACUGAACAAUACAAGGAAAUGCUUUUCGACGCAAGCUGAGUGAGGUCACUGCUAUGCCUGCUGGCCAUAGAGAUAUUUCCUCAGCAUUGUGAAAUGUAUAGCCUAUGCACUAUGUUGUCAAUGUUGUAUAGAAAUACAAUGCAGUUUAUUAGGUACACCCAUUCUUGUACCAGGUCGGACCCCCCUAAGCCUCCAGAACAGCCUGAAAUCUUUGGGGCAUAGAAAGGUUGCACAAUUUGUAUAAAGGGACCUAACGUAUGCCAGGAAAACAUUCCCCACACCAUUACACCACAGCCCAGUAUGGUCGUCUGCUGCAAUGUUUUUAGAAACUUUUACAAAUGACUCAAGACAUUUCAUCUUUUCAUUUUGAAUUCAAUAAGUAUUCAAUUAUUUUGUUAUGGCAAGCCUAAAAAUGUGCUUAACAUGUCACAUUACAAGUUGCAUGGACUCACUGUGUGCAAUUCCAGUGUUUAACAUGAAUUUUGAAUGAGUACCUCAUAGGGGGGUAGGGGGGUCUGACCUGGUACAAGAUGGAUGUACCUAAUCUGUAAGGUCCCUCAGUCAAGCAGUGAAUUUCAAACACAGAUUCAACCACAAAGACCAGGGAGGUUUUUCAAUACCUUGAAAAAGAAGGGCACCGAUUGGUAGAUGGGUAAACAUAAUAAAAGCAGACAUUGAAUGGUGUAUCAAUACACCCAGUGAUACAGGCGUAGGAGCGAAGCCGAGGUGGUGUACCUUAAUAAACUGACCACUGUGUGUAUAUUAUCACUCAAAUAACUUUAGCUCACACUCAUUAUUACUAAAUAUUCCAUUUGUGUGAAUGUAUAAUAUAUGCAUUCAGAAUUGGAAGAGCUCCUUGACUACUCAAAUACCCAGACAAGUCGAGCAAAACGCGUCAGAGCAGGUACUAUGCUGCGUACAGACACUUGCGCACGCAACGAUAGAAAUAUAACGUAUUGCGGUACUAAUUUGAGAGUAAGAAGUGCUGUGAUGCCCCCUGUUGGUGUGAAUUAUACAUCAAGGCAAGUACAUUUACAGCACUUUGUCACAGUCCUGCAUGUUGCAUUACGUACAGCAGGUGGCGCUACAUAUCUAUUUAGUACAUUCAAUGGAAUUUAUAUUUGGUCUGGAAGAUAACAUUAAAUGAACAAAAAUAUUAAAUGGUCUUAAAGAAGGUAUUUGUGCCAUACUGUUACAGAACAUUACAAAAAACAAUGGUAAAUGUUUCAAAUAAAGCUAUCUGAUUUGAUGAUGUA